UUUAGCCGUAAAGAAAUGUGUACCAUGUGAUUGUCGUAAACUAACUAAAUUGAUGUCCUUGGUUUCUCGAGUAGUAAAGACAGCUUGCUACCAAUUUAACUAUGCCUGUCUCGAAGAUUCCUGGGGGGAAAGCAUUGGACAUUUUAAAAACCUUGCCAAAGAUAACACUAGCAAACCUCAGACCAAACCCUGGAUCCAAGAAAGCUGAGAGGAGGCGAGGUAGAGGUCUCCAUGGAGGAUGUAAAAGUGGACGAGGUCAUAAAGGAGAGAGGCAGCGAGGUAAUCGUCCUCGGUUGGGGUUUGAGGGAGGACAGACCCCUUUUUACUUGGUGAUUCCAAAAUAUGGAUAUAAUGAAGGUCACAGUCGGCGGUUGCAGUAUCAGCCUUUAAGUCUCAAAAGACUUCAGUAUUUAAUAGAUCUUGGCAGAGUGGACCCCACUCAGCCAAUUGAUCUUACCCAGUUGGUGAAUGGCAGAGGGGUGACGGUGCAGCCUCUGAAGAGAGACUAUGGAGUACAACUAGUGGAAGAGGGCGCUGAUAUCUUUUCUGCAAAGGUCAACAUUGAGGUUCAGAUGGCCUCUGAGGGUGUAAUAGCUGCCGUAGAGAGAAACGGUGGUGUCAUUACAACUAGUUUCUAUGAUCCAAUAACUCUCGGGAUCCUCUGCAAGCCUGUCCCAUUCUUCCAGAGGGGUCAGCCCAUCCCAAAGCGAAUGCUUCCCGGGGAAGACAUGAUUCUGUUCUACACUGAUGCUAAAAACCGAGGUUACCUGGCAGACCCAGACCAGGUGCAGCAAGCCAGGCAAGAACUAGCCCAGAAGUAUGGUUAUGUUUUACCAGACAUUUCCAAAGACGAGAUGUACCAAAUGUUGGCGAUGAGGAAGGACCCACGGCAGAUUUUCUUUGGCCUUGCUCCUGGCUGGGUGGUCAACAUGGCGGAGAAAAAGAUUUUAAAACCAACAGAUGAAAAACUGCUCAGAUAUUAUAAUUCUUGAAAAUAAAUGAACUGAAAAAAGUCACGUAAUGCAUAAAAUAUUGUCCUGAUUAUGAUUGCAAUUUUUUUUGUAAGGCAAAUGUAAAAAAAGAAAUGUUGCAGUAAAAUACUCCAUAUGUUGGGACGUGUUUUUUGCCGCUUCAUUUGCUGCACACUUACAGACAGAUGUUAGUCACAGGAAGUGGCAAAAGGAGCUAAAUAGUACACUCUGAAGUACCGUGCUGAUUAAGGAACUGGAGCAACAUGAGCUUCAUUAAUGAUUUUAAUAUGAUGGUUUCUCUUUGCCACAUUUUACCCCUCAGUUGCAGAUGAAAGUACUUCAGCAAAUUAGCAAGGGAGCCCAGGCUAGUCACUUAAAGCGAGAAGUGGACCGUUUGAUAGAAGGAACGUUGAGCUAUCCAGGUGAAAGGGAAACAAGGAAAAUAAGAUAACUCUAUGAAUCAAAACAGGAAACAGAUGCCCAGUGAUGUGUAUUACAUGUUAAAUGGAGUUCCUUGGCUGAAAGGGGGAAUAUGAAAUUAGUCAUAGGCAGCUGUAUCCUGGUUAGGGCUCUUAGCUAUCGCAGAGCCCCCCAGAACACAAUCGCGUAGACACGCGCUCAAUGGCAUGCCCCUCGAUGCUGUUGAGCUCAGAUACAAUUCCAGGUGCUUUCCAUGGAGCAAAAUUUUUAAUAUGUAUUUAAAAAAGAAUGCAGGGAUGGUACUCGAGUGUGGAAAUCUCUUCCUGGCCCCUCUCAAAGGCAUGGAUCGUGUUGUCUUCAGGGGGGAAAAAAUGGUCACUGACUGCAUAUUGGACAUCACUGCUCCAGGCCUACAUUCCAAACAUUUAACACUGAAUAUAGCAUAUUUGUGCCCAGUCCAAUUAGCACUUACCAUUAGUGACCAGGCCAUUAUGAAUGUUUUGUCUUCAACUGAGGAAUCAUGGAUGGUUUAUUCAUCCUAAAUUAAACAUUAAACAGUUACUAAUGCAUGUCAAUGUAAGUCCCCCGUGAUUUAUAAUGUGCUAAAUGUUGGUUCUGUGUUUUAAAACUAGACCUUACCUACCUGGUUCAAUUGAUCAGUUCUUUCUGUUUAACUGUAAAGUGUGUGAAAACUUGUUUAGAUCCACACUGGCUCAUUGUGCCAACCAUGUAACGUAUCGAAUUAGUGCAAGAAAUAUUUAAAUUACACUGAUCACAUUAAACCUCUUUUACUUUA
This is a messenger RNA of Anguilla rostrata (American eel), 2187 nucleotides long. RefSeq names its product mitochondrial ribosomal protein L15 (gene mrpl15). Gene Ontology annotation, cellular component: mitochondrial large ribosomal subunit. The transcript is spliced from 5 exons. Gene Ontology annotation, molecular function: structural constituent of ribosome. The coding region runs from base 102 to 992 and encodes 296 amino acids. Gene Ontology annotation, biological process: translation. The record is from RefSeq and is a predicted model, not a curated record. NCBI's taxonomy places the organism in Eukaryota, Metazoa, Chordata, Actinopteri, Anguilliformes, Anguillidae.